AUGCAGCGCGGUCGGCGGCACGGCGAGAGGGCAGCGCGGCAACCGGGGGCAGGCGGCGGCGUGUCGUUAUUGGGGGACGAUUUCUUCGAUCUGCUCGACUCCGCCGGAUUCGAGGACGACGAUCUCUUUGGCUCGCCCAGGUCCAGCCCGUCGGCACUCGGCUCGGUGCUCGGCGGCGAGAGGCCGGUGAAGGCGGCGCCGAUAGAGCACAAGCUGCCGUGCACCAUGGAAGAGCUCUACGCGGGGACAACCAGGAGGAUGAAGAUCACCAGGCUCGUCGCCGACGCCGACGCCAGUGGCACCGGAACGCCAUUACCAUGCCACCCGUACGUGGUGACCGCACUGCACUCUGCACGCAGGGGAACGGUCCCGGCAGAGGACAUCGUGACGAUCGAGGUGAAGCCGGGGUGGAAGAAGGGCACGAGGAUCACCUUCCCGGAGCGGGGGAACGAGCGGCCCAACACGGUCCCGGCCGACGUGGUCUUCGUCGUCGACGAGAAGCCGCACCUGGUGUUCGCCCGGGACAGCGACGACCUCGUCGCGACGUGCAGGGCGCCCCUGGCCGGGCGCGCCAUGCACCUGACGGCGCUCGACGGGCGCGGCCUCACGGUGCCCGUCAGCAGGUCGGCGGUCCGCCCGGGGUGCGAGGUGGUGGUCCGCGGCGAGGGCAUGCCCGUCCCCAGGAAGCCGUCCAGGAGGGGCGACGUGCGGGUGAGGUUCGACGGCAACUAAUAAAUAAGCUCCCGGCGGCUGACAGAUGGUCGGGCGUGAACCGGCGACCGGAGAUGGUGUGUUGAGGCAUCUGCGGGGAGAUGCUGUGACUGUGACGAGGCCUCUGAGUGUGUGUGUGUGUUUUUUUUUAAGCAUCAGUACAGACACAAGCGCUCAUAUAUACGCGCAUACAC
Molecule: messenger RNA, 905 nt
Organism: Aegilops tauschii subsp. strangulata
Lineage: Eukaryota; Viridiplantae; Streptophyta; Magnoliopsida; Poales; Poaceae
Source: RefSeq, a predicted model, not a curated record